Akanthomyces muscarius is the source of this 3252-nucleotide messenger RNA. RefSeq lists its product as uncharacterized. Lineage: Eukaryota; Fungi; Ascomycota; Sordariomycetes; Hypocreales; Cordycipitaceae. The transcript is spliced from 3 exons. Gene Ontology annotation, molecular function: protein binding. Gene Ontology annotation, biological process: autophagy; response to starvation. Gene Ontology annotation, cellular component: cytoplasm. The coding region runs from base 1 to 3252 and encodes 1083 amino acids. The record is from RefSeq and is a predicted model, not a curated record.
AUGGGAGGCACGAAAAAGGACAAGAAACGUGCCAAAGCCGCCGCCGGAGGCAUAACCGCUGCCGUCACCGAGCAGGGUGCCGCCCAGUUGUCACUCGGUAAUGCCUCCAGCACCGCCUCGAAUCAGAGCCAGCCGACCUCGGACGCGUCGUCACCUCCCAUCAACACCCCGGAUCUCAAUCCCGUCGCCGCUCCAAAUGGCCACGCCGAGGUCUCGCCCAUGCUCGAUGCCAUCUCUGCGAGUAGCGCCCCUAGCAUGGUGAAUGAAUGGGCUCGCAGUGCCAUGGCCGGCUCCCCAGGCAAUCUCAUCAGUCUAAUGGGCGAGUCGCCGCCAACGCAGCCCUCCUCGUAUGAAGACUCGGGCCGCCUUCACCAUGGCUGGGGCCAGCGCAACUUCAUGACCCCGUCGCCGGCGUCCCCUUCUCCCCCAAACCGCCGACCGUUGAGCUACCACAUGGAUGCCCCAUUCCCGGCUGGCGAGACGCCUCCGCGCACGGCAGGUGCUGCCAGCAGACCGGCCUCGAUGCAGUCGCCCUUUCAGCACAGUCGUCUGGCCUCGCACCCAGCGCUCCCCCAUCAACCCCAGGCGCAUUUCUACGGAGCUCCGGAUAUCGACAUGAACUCGACGCCGCAGACUGGACGCAAGGCUGGCGACGAUGGCCUUUAUUUUGGUUUCGACACCUUGCCCCGAUUGGAUGACGUCUCUGCUGGCUCAGAUGACGUGGUACUAGCCGGAUACAAUGGCGGCUUGGACGUCUAUGCCAUUACCAAGAGAGGACUUGAGCCUACUGCAUGUCUCAGAGGCCUGCGUGGUACAGUGCAUGCCGCCAAGAUUUUGCCCUGGACAUUCGGCCCCAAGGACACCGUCGGACCUUUGAUUGCCGUGACCGUGCAUGGACCCGUGCUUCCGGCCCAUGCUGCCGACGACGCAGCAACACAGGAUGCAUUGGACAAUCUCGGGAGAGACGGCACAGCCAGCCCUAGAUCGGUAGCAACCCACCAAGAUGCCUUCCACCGGACGGGACCCAGCAUCGACUUUUACCAGACCACUGUGGAGGUUUAUUCUCUCAAAACAUCCAGGCCCGUCGAUGUGCUCCUCGAGGCACCCAAAGUUGCUGUAAAUGCUGGCGUGUCCAUUGCAAGCACGCUUUUCAGACCUCCAUCGCCCAGUGGCGCUUUCACAAUCAAGGCAGACGGAGGGACUAUCCUAGUCUGCUCGGGUUAUACAGGCGAGUGCUGGGCGUACACCCACCUUCCAGAAACCCAAAACGGUCAUACCUUUGCUUGUAUCGGAAAACUGUGGACUUGCCUGCAGCAUAGCUAUCGGAGUGAAGUUGUUGAGGAAUCAGGUAAGGCUGCGCCGUCAACAACCGAGGUUCGCUUCAGUCCUCAUACACCCGUUGUCGCUCUCGAUGGUCGCUGGAUUGCCUAUUGUCCUGCAGCGCCUUCGUCGCAGACAUCUCUUCGUGCGCACCUCCCUGUCCCGAUUCUCGGCCGCGGCCCUGGUGCCGGCUCGAUGGCACCGCCUCAUUUGCCCCAGUCCAGUCUGUCUGUAGAUUUGCCAAUCUCGGACAGCAUGGUCAACAAGAUUAUGCGCGAGACGACUCAAGAGCUGAUCCAAGGUGCCAAAUGGGUUGGCAAGCAGGGACUACAGGCUUGGAACGCGUACUGGAACAAAGGUAGCACAGCGCAAACUCAGCAGCAACAAGCUCGGUCGCCUCCUCAGCAGCAAUGGGCCGCCCCGCAGACCACCAGGCAAGAUCCUACACAAUUUCCGCCUACUCAUGGUACGAAUGGUAGUGCUGCCAGCAAGGACCCUGGCCUGGUCUCCAUCAUUGACGUGCUCUCGCUGCCGCUUUCCUCAACUGUCCAUCCACUGGCCACAUUUGCGCCUCCUGGCGGUUGUAGUGUCUUGUCCUUCUCGCCCUCGUCUCUAAACUUGUUUACUGCCAGUACCAAGGGAGAUGUUCAGACUGUUUGGGAUUUGCUGAGAAUCCAGCACACACACUCAUCUCCGUUGCAAGCUUCUGUCUCAACAAACGCCAAUGUCGGGACCCAAGUGAGGCAGGUGGCACAGUUCUCUCGUAUGACUGUUGCACGCAUCGUUGAUGUAUCUUGGACAGGACCCCAGGAAGAUCACAUUGCAAUGGUAACUGAACGCGGCACUGUGCACCUUUUGGAUAUGCCAUUCAGUGCAUCCAUGUGGCCUCCUCCUCGCCGGCGCAAGAUUGCCCCCACUGCUGGAGCUGAAUCGUCUGAGCCUACCAGUUCUGCUGUUUCGAUUGCGUCUGGGGCUAUUGGUGCCGCCUACCAAGUGGCAAAACCCUUUGUUGCUCGUUCCCGUCGCAGCAGUAGUAACAACGCCACGGUGACGACGAGCACAUUCAGGGACACAGCCGCGCAAGGAGGACGAGUCAUUGCCGCUAGCAUUAGCAGCUCUUUGGGCAAGACUGGCUCUGCCAUCAACCAACUUCGACAUACCGGAGAGAACCGAGUAUCGCUCCCUUCGAUUCUAAGUCUUCCCUCUUCGCAGUGCGUUAGAUGGCUGUCAACGCGCAAGUCGCAGCACCUUUAUGCUCUUGGUGGCGGUAUCGUACGAAAGUAUCCUAGCCGAAGUCGGCGCGUUACUUCUAAGCGAAGCAAGAGGCUGUCCCGCGCAAGCCGUUACAAGGAUAUGAAUGUGCCUAUUCUUCCCCAUGAUAGGCUUGCGCCCAUUGUCCGACGGUUCCUAGAGGGUGACAUCUCGGAGGAUCACUUGGACUUGUCCGAUCUUGAGAUGGAUGCAGGUAACACCAUGACUCUGAACCGCCACACUGCCAAGGCCAAGCGAAGCCAGGAUCGCCGAGUCGCUGUCUACGAAUAUGCCAGGGACGGACAGAUGGAGCCAAUUACAACGCUUCUUGCGGAUACUGGCCUUGAUGACCAUCAGCAAUCAUCCAAGAAGAAGAAGAGCCGACAGCCAAAGUCGAGUGCGGCUGAUGCCUCGGAAUCAAGUGUCUGGGCGUUUGGUCUCGAUAUCCCCACCAACGUGCUGAAUAUGGGUUUUCUGGCGUCAGCGGACGAUGGCAUGAAUGGUAUCGAUGACAGCCAGGCACUGCCACCCUCUGCCAUGGAGAGGCUCAUGCAGAUAGGCGAUCAGGAGCAGAUUGUGGUGACAACAAGACGCCGACGAGGUCGCCUCGGUGAGCCAGAUGAGGAUGGAUUUUUCGAGGACGAUUGCGAGGUGCUUGAUUUCGCCGACCAAAGGGUUUAG